CAUAAAGAAAAAAAAAGAAAACUGGGGACAGGACUUUACUGUGGACAGUAGAAAGUCAGUGAAGAAUAAGUUCAACAACUGGGGACACACCUGCCUGCGGCUGUUAGAUCUGAGGUUUCACAAAAGAAGUCCUGAUUCCCUGACGUUGACAUUUCUAUUCAGCCUUAUCAUUAUCCAACGGUCCCACCAGGUGGUCCUCAGUCGUUCCCUGCAUUUGGGCUAUGAUUGUGUGAUAUCAACAGUCGCUGUCAGCCUGUCACACGGGUUGGCAUUUUUUUGAUCAGUGUUGAAGGACAUUCCCUUUGCAAUGGCCUCUGUGAGGCUGUUGGUGCUGUGUCUAUUCAGUGUGUCUCUGGUUGGGUCUCAGCCCACCCAGAGUUCACAACAGGUGUCAAGUCCUCCUCAUCCUGCAGGAGAACAAUCUCCUUUGGAUCCCAGUAAUCUAUCCUUCCCCUGGAGUCGCCUUCGCUUGCCAAGGUACAUCAUUCCUCUUCACUACCACCUCUUCCUGCACCCCAACCUCACAAGUCUCAGCUUCAGUGGCUCAGUGCAAAUCCAGAUUGAUGUCCAAAACAAUACAAACUGGGUUGUAUUACACAGCAAGGGUCUACAGAUCUCCAAGGCCACAAUUUUAGACCAGAAUCUCGCCCAUCUGUCUGAGCAGGUUCUUCCAGUUCUUCAUAACCCUUCCCAUGAGCAGAUAGGCAUUUUCUCUCCUAGGGUGCUCAGCAGUGGACAGAAAUAUUUCCUGUAUAUUGAGUUUGGGGCAGAGCUUGUGGAAGGUUUCUAUGGCUUCUACAAAAGCACCUACAGAACGAGUGAAGGAGAGACCAGAACCUUAGCUUCAACUCACUUCGAGCCCACAAGUGCUCGAAUGGCGUUCCCUUGUUUCGAUGAGCCGAACUUCAAAGCCAAUUUCUCCGUUCGGAUCAGGAGGAGUCCUGAGUACAUUUCUCUGUCCAACAUGCCUGUUGUCAAAACAGUUGAAGUAAAUGGCGGCUUGCUUGAGGACCAGUUUGCUGAAAGUGUAAAGAUGAGCACGUACCUCGUAGCGUUUGUCAUCUGUGACUUCAAGUCUGUCACUGCAACAACAUCCUCUGGGGUGCAGGUGUCCAUCUAUGCUGCCCCUGAGAAGUGGCAACAAACCCACUACGCCCUGGAGGUUGCUGUCAAAAUGCUGGACUUCUACGAGGAGUAUUUCAACAUCCGCUAUCCUUUGCCCAAACAAGAUCUAAUUGCUAUCCCAGACUUCCAGUCAGGUGCGAUGGAGAACUGGGGUCUGACCACCUACAGAGAGACAAGCCUUCUCUUUGACCCCCUCACAUCCUCUGUUUCUGAUAAACUCUGGGUUACCAUGGUGAUUGGCCAUGAGCUCGCCCAUCAGUGGUUUGGAAAUCUGGUGACCAUGGAGUGGUGGAACGACAUCUGGCUGAAUGAAGGUUUUGCCAGAUACAUGGAGUACAUUUCAGUGGAAGCCACCUACCCUGACCUCAAAGUGGAGGAAUAUCUACUGCACACCUGUUUUGCAGCAGUUGGUUAUGAUUCAUUGAACUCCUCUCGGCCUAUAUCCAGCCCAGCAGAGAACCCCACUCAGAUCAAAGAGAUGUUUGAUACAGUCUCCUAUGACAAAGGAGCAUGCGUUCUGCACAUGCUGCGACACUUUUUGACAGAUGAGGUGUUCCAGAGUGGGAUAGUUCGAUACCUCCGCAAGUACAGCUACAGAAAUGCACACAAUCAGGACCUGUGGGACAGUCUAGCCAAUACAUGCUCAGAGGAGGACUUCAUCUCAGGAAAACACUGUUACAACAGUGGCCAGGCCGCCAAGAAUGCAUACCUGUUCGCAGGAGAACAUCUGGACCUGACAGCCAUGAUGAACACUUGGACUCUGCAGAAAGGUAUUCCUCUGGUGACUGUAACGAGGAAGGGGCCUCGUCUGCUGCUCAGACAGGACAGGUUCCUGAGGACUGUGAUGCCUUCUGACCCUCUGUGGUCCACGUUGCAACAGGGUUUCCUUUGGCAUAUCCCCCUGACAUACAAGACAGACGUCUCCGGCACCAUCCACAGACACCUGAUGACAUCGCCCACAGACAGCAUACACAUAGGAGAGGAAGCCAGCUGGGUAAAGGUAAACACUGACAUGACAGGCUUGUAUGUGGUUCAUUACGAGGACGGUGGUUGGGAUGUGAUGGCCAAACUACUGAGGGAAAACCACACCGCUCUGAGCUACAAAGACAGGACGCAGUUGAUACACAACGCCUUUCAAUUGGUCACAGCAGGCCAUCUGCCGCUUAAUAAAGCCUUAGACCUGAUUGGUUAUCUGAAGCAAGAGACACACACAGAGCCUCUUCUCCAAGGACUGGGCUAUCUGGAAGCCUUCUACCAUAUAAUUGAGAAAAGGGAUGAGCUUAAUUUAACACAAAACCUGGGGAUGUACAUCCUGCAAUUUUUCCGUGCCGUCAUUGACCAGCAGACAUGGAGCGACAGUGGCUCUGUGUCAGAGCGACGGCUGAGGUCAGAGGUCCUGUUGCUGGCUUGUCACCUGGAUUACCCCCCUUGUCUGGAGCGAGCACGUCAACGCUUCAAAGACUGGCUUCAGUCCAACGGAACUCUCAACCCGCCCACUGAUGUUGUAGAGACGGUGUUUUCAGUUGGAGCUCAGGAUGACAAUGGUUGGGCCUCGCUCUUAAACACAUAUAAGAUUUCCCUGUCAGAAGCACAAAAACACAAGAUCCUGUUUGCCCUCACCAGCAGCAGAGACACUAACAAACUGCAAAGACUGCUUGAUCUGGGUCUGGAGGGGAAGGUGAUUCGAUCGCAGGACCUGUCCCAUCUCGUCCUCAUGGUGGCCAGGAAUCCACGGGGAUGUAACCUUGCAUGGAGCUUUGUCAAAAAGAACUGGGACACACUGGUUCAAAAGUUCCAGUUGGGCUCAUUUUGUAUUAGAAACAUCAUCAUUGGCACCACGGGCCAGUUUUCAUCUCAAGAGGAACUCAAAGACGUGCAGCUCUUCUUUGAGUCCAUCAAAGAGCAGGCUUCUCAGCUGAGAGCCACUCAGAUGGCUCUGGACAAUGUGCACAAAAAUGUCCGUUGGGUUCAGAGGAACCUCGACACCCUGAGAAACUGGCUGAAUGAGCAGAUGCAGUGAAGACAGCAGAGAGAGAGGUGGUGGUUGCCAGCAUAGCCCAGAAGGGAUAUUUGAAUGUUUUUUUUUUUUUUAAUUUGUAUGUGUGCUUCUUUUUGGAAAUUUAAUGCAACACAUCAGCAAAGAGAUGACAGUUUUAUAUUUGAGAAAUUGUAAUUUUUUGGGAGGGUUAUGUGUUGGAGACGUGCGUGUAACAUGGAUAUUGUGUUGUCUUGUGUGUGUGUGAGUGAGUGUGAGAGACAGAGGGAUCCAUUCCAAAGUGGCACACAAAUGCUGUGUAAAUGGACUCUUUACCAAAUGGACAAUAAAAGGGUUCAUUCGUUGUACCUCUGG
This is a messenger RNA of Stegastes partitus (bicolor damselfish), 3475 nucleotides long. RefSeq names its product endoplasmic reticulum aminopeptidase 2 (gene erap2). Gene Ontology annotation, molecular function: metalloaminopeptidase activity; zinc ion binding; peptide binding. NCBI's taxonomy places the organism in Eukaryota, Metazoa, Chordata, Actinopteri, Pomacentridae. Gene Ontology annotation, cellular component: membrane; cytoplasm. Gene Ontology annotation, biological process: proteolysis; peptide catabolic process. Bases 308 to 3145 code for a protein of 945 amino acids. The transcript is spliced from 21 exons. The record is from RefSeq and is a predicted model, not a curated record.